CUGAGUCACAGUCUCAUUCACUGGUUUCUUGACGCUGUCUUGCCAGGAGGCUCCCAACUACUCCUGCACCUUCAAGGUCCCCACCUCCCGGCGCUCCACUCUCAGACCGACAGACAGACACGCCGACUCCCGAGUUGGCAGCUUUGCGCCCGAGGGUGUUGCGAGCCGAGGCGGCGAGGACAGGGCGCCUCUGGCCCAGCCAGCACGCGGGAUGCGGCGCGGGCAGCAGCGCUAAGCUCCCCUGCGCUGGGCACGGGGCGUACGCGCUCCGGGUGGCUGGCGGAGCGGCGGCUGAGGAGGGGAUGCGCCCGGGACGCGCAAGGCUCCUGCCGCGAGCUACCAACCCGAGGUGGACCCUAAGUAGGGCUCAUCGCAGGACCGCGCGGACCCCUGCCCUCCGGGGCACGCGGCUGCGGAGCCUCGGGGCCGCGGCUGCGGUCAGGAUGCCCUGGGCACCUCUCUGCUGGUGAGGAUGCCCUGCUGCGCGGCUCUGCAUCCCCAGGCCCGGUCCCUGGUGGGCACGACUGUCUGGGCCCGGCUUCGGCCCCUCCUGCGGGUGGAUGAAAAGCGCCGGAAGUCUUUGAGUGCGAUCAGCGAUCGAAUCUGAAUUCUAAGAGCCAUGGACGAAGGCACGGGGCUGCAGCCCCAGGCGGGAGAGCAGCUGGAAGCACCGGCCACAGUAGGAGCUGUCCAAGAAAAGUGCGAACCAGAGACCUUUAGGUCCCAGAGUUUACCCGCUCUGAACAGCGCCUCCUGCAGGCCAGACCUGAGUCCCGCGAGCAUAGGCGCCAAGCCCGCCUCCGGCUGUACAGAUUCUUCUAGACAUCAGGAGUUGAAGCCAAGCCCCGGCCCGCGGGCCCCCAGCCCGUCCGCCCCGUCAACUUCGGCAGAGACGGCAGGGCUGGUGGAAUGUAACCAGCGGGUGGAAGUCAGCAAAACCAUGUCGGUGUCCUCCACUCUGGCCAUGCUGCAGGGGAGAAGGUGCCUCUACGUGGUCCUCACUGAUUCCCGUUGCUUCCUGGUUUGCAUGUGCUUUCUGACCUUCAUCCAGGCAUUAAUGGUCUCCGGGUACCUGAGCAGCGUCAUCACCACCAUUGAAAGGCGCUACAGCCUGAAAAGUUCCGAGUCGGGGCUGCUGGUCAGCUGCUUUGACAUUGGGAGCCUGGUGGUGGUGGUUUUCGUCAGCUACUUUGGCGGCCGGGGGCGGCGGCCCCUGUGGCUGGCAGUGGGGGGUCUCCUCAUCGCCGUGGGGGCUGCCCUCUUCGCUUUACCUCACUUCAUCUCGCCUGCAUACCAGAUCCAAGAGUUGAACGCCUCAGCCUCCAACGACGGCCUGUGUCAGAAUGGCAACUCCUCGCCCACUGUGAAGCCACCCACCUGCCUGAAGGACUCGGGAGGAAACAGUCACUGGGUCUAUGUGGCUUUAUUCGUUUGUGCACAGAUUCUCAUUGGAAUGGGCUCCACACCUAUUUAUACCCUGGGACCAACCUACUUAGAUGACAAUGUCAAGAAAGAAAACUCAUCCUUGUACUUAGCCAUCAUGUAUGUCAUGGGCGCACUUGGUCCUGCAGUGGGAUAUUUAUUAGGUGGACUUCUUAUUGGUUUUUAUGUUGAUCCCAGAAAUCCCGUUCAUCUUAACCAGAAUGAUCCUCGUUUCAUUGGAAACUGGUGGAGUGGAUUCCUCCUUUGUGCCAUUGCAAUGUUUCUUGUGAUAUUCCCAAUGUUUACUUUUCCAAAAAAGCUUCCACCUCGACACAAGAAAAAGAAAAAGAAAAAAUAUUCUGCUGAUGUUGUUGGCGAUGAUGAUGUUGUGAAGGAGAAACCAAACAACUGUGAACAAGUGGACAAAAAAGUUUCUUCUAUAGGAUUUGGAAAGAAUGUCAGAGACCUACCACGAGCAGCUGUCAGGAUCUUAAGCAACAUGACAUUCCUUUUUGUGAGUUUGUCAUACACAGCUGAGAGUGCCAUUGUGACUGCUUUCAUUACCUUCAUUCCCAAGUUCAUCGAGUCACAGUUUGGUAUUCCGGCUUCCAAUGCCAGCAUCUACACUGGCGUUAUCAUUGUCCCCAGUGCCGGCGUUGGGAUUGUCCUGGGAGGCUACAUCAUAAAAAAAUUGAAACUUGGUGCAAGAGAGUCUGCAAAACUAGCAAUGAUCUGCAGUGGUGUGUCUUUACUGUGCUUUUCAACCCUGUUUAUUGUUGGAUGUGAAAGUAUUAAUCUAGGGGGCAUAAACAUCCCUUACACGACGGGACCUUCUCUGACCAUGCCUCACAGGAAUCUGACGGGAAGCUGCAAUGUUAAUUGUGGUUGUAAAAUCCACGAGUAUGAGCCAGUCUGUGGAUCAGAUGGAAUUACAUACUUUAACCCUUGUCUGGCUGGCUGUGUUAACAGUGGUAAUAUGAGCACUGGGAUAAGGAAUUACACAGAAUGCACCUGUGUCCAAAGCCGGCAGGUGAUCACUCCGCCCACGGUGGGACAGCGCAGUCAGCUCCGCGUGGUUAUUGUCAAGACGUAUCUCAACGAGAACGGCUAUGCUGUGUCCGGGAAGUGUAAACGGUCCUGCAAUACCCUCAUCCCGUUCUUAGUUUUCCUUUUCAUCGUGACCUUCAUCACAGCGUGUGCCCAGCCAUCCGCCAUCAUAGUAACACUCAGGUCCGUAAAAGAUGAGGAGAGACCUUUUGCCCUGGGAAUGCAGUUUGUUUUAUUGCGAACACUUGCGUACAUUCCUACUCCGAUUUACUUUGGAGCCGUUAUUGACACCACCUGCAUGCUCUGGCAACAGGAGUGUGGCGUGCAAGGCUCUUGCUGGGAAUACAAUGUCACGUCCUUUCGUUUUGUCUACUUCGGUUUGGCAGCCGGCCUCAAAUUUGUUGGCUUUGUUUUUAUUUUUUUGGCCUGGUACUCCAUUAAAUACAAGGAGGAAGAAAUGCAGAGGCGGAGCUGGAGAGAAUUCCCGCUGAGCACCGUGAGCGCGGUGGUGGGCCGCACUGCCAGUGCCAAUAAGUGUGCCCGGACUAGGUCCUGCCCGAUUUUCAGCACCCAGGGAGAACUCCACGAAGAGACCGGUCUGCCAAAAGGGAUCCAAUACACAGCGCAGACCUAUCCGGGGCCCUUCCCAGAAGCAAUAAGUUCCUCCCCAGACCUGGGGCUGGAAGAAAGCUCUGCUGCUCUGCAGCCUCCCUCCUGAAGCUUGAAAAUGGAAGUUGAAUAUGGCGGCUUGAGAAACACCUGUGCCUUCUUUUCUUUCUUUCUUUUUUUAACCUCUAAAGACACAAUCCUCAAACCAACAAAACUCAGUAGACACAGCCACUGUUGAUUGAGGGCUGGAUACCUCAACAAGACUGAGCCUUCCCCUGCCUUCUCUCCACGAAGGAGGCGUUUAGAUAGAUUUGUUACCAUCUCUGAGAUGUUCAUUUGAUGCUCAUGCUCCAGUGUGGAAUCAGGCUGGGUGCGUGGUUAACAAAAUCGUGGGACAUGUGAUGACGGUGCGUAUCAGUAACAUACACUCCGGAUGAGGGUGAGCUUGAUUGUGACUUUGCAUUUACAAAUCAAAGUUUCUAGGUACGAACACCUACUGUGAGUUCUGCUACAAAGCACAAAUGAAUUUGCCUCAACUAUGCAAUCCGAUUGGGAAAAUGUAAGUGCAGUGUGUUACUUUUGCUUUUGGAGACUAGAGCAGGUACUAAAAGAGAGGAAGCUGAACUUUCCCUAAAGUACUGUUAAUUGCACUUUAAGCCAUAGCAGAGUUAUCAAUCAGGUAGAGAUGUUCAAACGCUUCAAAGGAACCAUGUGCAUAGUGUAACAAAGGGAACAGCUACUUCAUUUCGUUAAAACACAUUCUCUUUUAGUCUGUCCACCCCACCAUAAAGGAGUUAAAGAUGCUACUAAGUCAUCAACCUGAUAGCUUGUAAGAAACCCCAGGAUUCUUUCAUCAGGGGCUUUAAAACUAGUGUGCUAAAUAAUAUGGCUGGGAACUGUAGUUUGAGAUGCAUAACAAAUAAAGAAAUGGAUGGCUUUCUCCUCCAAAGAGAAUUGCUGCAGAAAUCCUUUGAACUUUUAAGGGCCCCCUGAAGGGUGGUUAAUAAUUGCCACCCUGACACUCAGAAGAGUUGGAAAGAGAAAUCCCACAGAAAUAAGACUGAGUCUCACCCGAUCGUUUUGGUUGUACACCUGGAAGUGUGAGCAGCUCUGCAGUUUUCUUUUUUAUGAACAGCAAAUUGCUGUGGUUGUUCCUAAAGUGGAGUCCUUUCAUCGGGAAGGCUGUGCCUGAGAUAUGAAAAUCACUCUAAACACAGCAGGAGGGACAAACCUAGCAGCUGGACCUAGAUUAUGAUCCUAAGUAAUGACUGAAAAUUAUUUAACUUGAACUGAUUGGUCACACCGAAUCCUACUUUAUCAGAGUUAGGAUGGUUUUACCCCUCUCUUUAAUUGCUUCCUACUGUAACCUUCCUGCAGUGGUUCCGAGAGGAUUUUUCUCUUCCUGUUGCACUUCGGGUUCGUUAUCCAUCAUCCUUUCAGUCCCCACCCCCUGCACAUCACUUUGACUUGGAUGCCACACAGAAUAUUUUCCAUGUGGUUCUUAAGGUCGAUGCCUCCUGACAGCACUGUGGACUGAUAGCAAGUUAACUCAUGGCCUCUGGCUGCUCAGAAAAAGCAUAAUGACAACUCAGAUUUGGGAGGGACUACGACGUGCAGAUAUCAAUGUGAUCGUGAACUGUUACCACCAAGGAGCCUAAGCUUACGUCGGGCUGACUUGGGGAACGGUUUCCUCGGCUGGUGGACACUCUCCCUCCGAAGGGGUGCGACUGACCCAUGAUUUGGGCUUUCUGCCCUCCAUGCGUGGCUGCACGGGCGGGGUUGUGUGACUGUCCCUGGGUCCAAGGUGGCUUUCCUCUCUACCUGGGAAUGGCCUUGGUCAGGCGGCUCUCUUGGUUGUGUGCGGUUUAUGGAGAGGCUAAUCGCUGUUAAACUAAGCAAUGUCUACAAGGGGUGGAGUCCGUGGUCCCAGGUGACAAGGACGUACUUCCCCUGGAACAGGCUCGUUUGGCUAAGUCAUAAGAACCACCGUUGCCUAUGGUUACACUGUGUCUGUCCAACUUUGGUCAACGUGGUGUCUGCUGAAGGUCUGCAGAGAUAUUGCUGAUCAUCUUCAUGUCCACUCUGGGGCCUCAGUGAUGCCCUUCACUCUUUGUGGGAGAUCUUUGAUCCUUCAGAAGAGAAAGUUUCCUUUCACGUUGGAGCUAAAGAUACGUAGAUUUGGAAAAGGUGGUGUUUUUGUAAUUUUACUCUGAUCGUUUAGAUCCUGUAUUGAGAGAGUUUUAGUGGGAUUGGCCCUUUUUUCU
Messenger RNA from Vicugna pacos (alpaca), 5342 nucleotides. RefSeq names its product solute carrier organic anion transporter family member 5A1 (gene SLCO5A1). Gene Ontology annotation, molecular function: protein binding. NCBI's taxonomy places the organism in Eukaryota, Metazoa, Chordata, Mammalia, Artiodactyla, Camelidae. The record is from RefSeq and is a predicted model, not a curated record. Gene Ontology annotation, cellular component: basolateral plasma membrane. Gene Ontology annotation, biological process: sodium-independent organic anion transport; transmembrane transport.